Molecule: messenger RNA, 2932 nt
Organism: Sciurus carolinensis (gray squirrel)
Lineage: Eukaryota; Metazoa; Chordata; Mammalia; Rodentia; Sciuridae
Gene: Fut2
Product: fucosyltransferase 2
Exons: 5
Coding region: 466-1653 (395 amino acids)
Biological process (GO): carbohydrate metabolic process
Cellular component (GO): membrane
Molecular function (GO): galactoside 2-alpha-L-fucosyltransferase activity
Source: RefSeq, a predicted model, not a curated record
CACCUGUAGGGAGGUGAUAUUGAGGGCCCGGUCAAUGAGGAUCCAGGUGACAGUCUCAGAGCAGGGUGGGGUGCUGAGAGAGCCCUGGUAGGUGAUGAAGCCAAAGGACUCCGGGAACAGGAGCUCCAGGCUCAGGUCUUGAAGAAAGUAGGCAUCAUCUGUGGGAAUAUCAGGCCAGAGUGAAGAGGGGUGCCCCUCUUGAACUGCACCCCCCAUCUCACAUGUGUGAUCCCAAAAAAACCAGGGUCUUACUCUUGUAGGAGAUGCGGGUGAUGGUGUCCCGGUUGAGGAGGCGACUGAGGAAUGGAUUUGAGCUCCCUGCCACCUGUGUCGGGGUAGGAGCAACCAAACCCUGGGGAUGGGGAGAAACAAUAAGAAUGGAACGAGUCAGAGGCGGAGACAGAACAGGAAGUAGAGGCUUGGAGGGCUGUGCUAUCCAGCUGAAGUGACUGGCAGUUCACAGGGAUGACCUCCCCGGCUCCCAGGUCCAGGAUGAAGUCUGCUCCACCCUCAGAACACGGACCCCUGCCAGCCACGCCACCCGAGACCAUGUGGGACCAGAGAACCGUUGCCCGCAGUGGGCCCACAGCUGGGCAGCCCCAGGCAGGCAGGAGGAAGAAGCUCCGGGCAGCCAAGGGGUUUGGGGCCACCUGCCCAUCCCUUUCCACCUGCUACUUCCUUUUUGUCGUUUUUGUGGUAUCCACCAUCUUCCACUGCCACCGGCGCCUGGCUCUGGUGCCCGCCCCCUGGGCAUACUCAGCCCAGGUGGUUCUGGUCCCCAGACACCACCCCCAGGAGGGCAUGUUCACCAUCAACUCCAAAGGCCGCCUGGGGAACCAGAUGGGCCAGUAUGCCACGCUGUACGCCCUGGCCAAGAUGAACGGGCGGCCUGCCUACAUCCCUGCCCAGAUACACAGCACGCUGGCCCCCAUCUUCAGAAUCACCCUCCCGGUCCUGCACAGUGCCACGGCCCGCGGCAUCCCGUGGCGGAACUACCACCUGAACGACUGGAUGGAGGAGCAGUACCGCCACAUCCCGGGGCGCUACGUCCGCCUCACGGGCUACCCCUGCUCCUGGACCUUCUACCACCACCUGCGCCAGGAGAUCCUCCAGGAGUUCAGCCUGCAUGAGCACGUGCGGGAGGAGGCCCAGAAGUUCCUGCAGGCCCUGCAGGCCACGCAGGCCUGGCGGGUGACCUUUGUGGGCGUGCACGUGCGCCGGGGGGACUACAUUCGUGUCAUGCCGCGGGUGUGGAAGGGUGUGCUGGCCGACCGGGGCUACCUGCAGCAGGCCCUAGACUGGUUCCGAGCCCGCUACCGUUCCCCAGUCUUCGUGGUCACCAGUGACGAUAUGGCCUGGUGCCGGGAGAGCAUCGACAGCUCCCUUGGAGAUGUGGUGUUCGCGGGCAAUGGUCUUCAGGGCUCCCCCGCCAAGGACUUUGCACUGCUCACACAGUGCAACCACAGCAUCAUCACCGUGGGCACCUUCGGGAUCUGGGCUGCCUACCUCACGGGUGGGGACACUGUCUACCUGGCCAACUUCACCCUGCCCAACUCCCCCUUCCACAUGGUCUUUAAGCCACAGGCAGCCUUCCUGCCAGAGUGGGUGGGCAUUGCUGCUGAUCUCCGCCAGGCCCAGCAGAACCGCGUCUAGGCCCCCUAGGCCCCUCCAGGAGGCAGCAUGUUGGGGGCAGGGCGCAGUUCAGAGCUUCAGAAUCCACCUGGUGUUUGAAUUCAGCCUUAUCUAUUUCAUAGCUGAGUGACCUUGGACAAAAGUCUUAAUCUCUCUGUGCCUUAGUGUGGCACCUUGACGAUGAACACAGAACUUACCCCAGCAGCAACACAUGAGAAUCCACAAGUUCACGUAAGGGCUGCUGCUGAUGAACAGUGGGAUAUGUUGGCGGUGCCUAGGUAUGUGGCUUGCGUGGGCACUUGUCACACUUUUAACAUGGAACCUUACUUCUUUGCAGCACCGGUAGCAUGGAGUCCACGUGUUCCCUGUCGCCUCUUGAGAGGGUUUGGUGGAGGCUAUUCUUGCCCUGGAGGUACAGGCUUUGUAUUGGUGGGCCUGCCCAUGGCAGAAUGCAAGGGGCGACAGAGUGGAGUGGCUGAGUCUCGGGAGGCACCCUCAGUGGGGAGGCUGUUCCCCUGCAGAGUGGCAGACGCAGGGCGGGAAGGCCUUGCUUCACAGACACCGGGUGUACCUUUCCAUAGCCUGAUCCCAGGGGGCUACGGAGACCAGACCUUGGCCAUCUCAGCAGCCACCUGCAGACACAGUGAUAGCAAGAGGUGCCUCGCCCCCGGCACUGCCUAAGCCCCCAGGCCCUCACAGCCCUCUGAGCAUUCCCAGCGUGGACUGCCCAGGCCUGUCUUCCAUUGCUGUGACCGAGGGCCACAGAGUGGGCAGUUCAUAAAGAAGGCAGAUUAUGGUGCUGGCAACUGCUCGCAGCUGGGUCAUGCCAUGGCAGGACAGAAGGUCCUGACUCAGGUCUGCCCUUUCGUGAAGCUACUGUCCCAUGGGAUUGGCACUUUGCCCUAUGACCUCUAACACAGUUGCCUUCCAAAGGUUCUACUGCCCAGGGUUAUAGCUGGUUUAAAUUUCCACCUCCUCCUCCCUCACAAUGGGGAUUAACUUGCCACACAAGUCUUGGUGGGGACAUUCCAGUUGUAGCACAGACGGAAGCUGGGUUAGGUGACUGCAGGGCUGGUUUUCCUGUAUUCCAUGUAUUUUUUUUUUAAGUAGGAAUAGUAUUUUACUUUUACUUUUUUCCAAAUUUUUAUUGAUGUAUUACAGUUGUACAUAAGUUCAGUGUAUUUUAAAAUAUGAAGAUGCCAGAAUUUUUAUUGGUGUAAUGUUCCUUUAUGAAUAUUUAAAAUCUCUCCCAGCGCAGGUGCCCUGUAUCAGGAAUCACCUCCCCUUCUGCCUGAAGCCC